AUGCGUGAACAACAGGAAACAAUCUGGCCCGACCAGUCCGGAGUUCUUACAGCUGAUGAUGAUGCUAAACCACGAUACUACGAGAGCUCCUCAUGGAUUGCUGCUCUCCGGAAUCUAGAAGGCUCUCCAGCAUCAUUGUCACCCUUGAUAAGUGACAUGGGCAGCCCAGGAUCUCUCAGCUCUCUGGGCAAUUAUUCUCAAAAUAGCUCCGAAGCUCCAAUAGGCGAGAUCUACGACUUUGUGAACCUCCCAGAAGUCAACCGAUUGAUCUGUUGGUAUUCAGAAUUCGUGCAAUUCUGGCAUCCUGUGGCACACGGGCCUAGUGUCAUCGCUGCUUUACAAUGUUUACGAGCACGAAAGCCUUGUCCAACUGGCUCUUCCGCUCUUCUUGCCGCCAUCUGUUAUUCAGCAUCUUCGUCUCUCCAGGCUUCGGCUGAGGUGGAGUCUUCGAGCAUUGAACCAUCAGCAUGGAAAGAACUUGCCCAGCAGUUCUUAUCCACUGCCCGAUAUCCUCAAAGACCAUGUCUAAACACGAUACGAGCAGCUUUCCUACUAGCAGCGCCAAGUAUGGCUGAGUGGCAUGUCGACCCUGAUCCGGCACCUAUUUCUGUACUUGUCCGAGCUGCUCAGUCUGUGGGCUUACACCGAGAUCCAGCAUCUUUCGGGUUCUCACCCCAGGAAGUAGAUUCACGUCGCGCACUAUGGUGGUGUAUUCACAAUCUGGAUGUUGGCUAUUCAUUUGCUCAUGCUUUGCCGCCACUGAUUCAUUCUUCGAGUUAUGACGUGAAGCCCAUCUUAGGGGAAAGAAAACUUGAAACCAGACUUCUCGAAACACAGAUUCGGUCCAAUGUGCUUUUCAACCGGAUAGCGGAAGAAGUUUACAGCGUACGAAAACCAACGCAGGAAUCGUUUCGUCGACUGAAUCAAGAUGUCAAGGACGUUUGCGACUAUAUAAUGGAAGAAGUACGGCGGACGCAAACAACAAUUCCGACGAACAUGGAGCGUUUCAUCGUGCUUUGCCAACGACUCACAUGUUAUAGAUUGUCAUUUAUUCUCCAUCAACCUUACCUUCGAUCUGCCCAAUGGCCGAGGGAGUCCAGAAAGCUUGCCCUCAAUGCCAGUGAAUCUUAUACGAAAGAAUUCGUGGAUGGCCUAGAUGAUCCAACAUUCGGACCCUACCAAUGGCUCCUCAACCACUACAACGUGUAUCAUGCCGGUGCCAUUAUACUACAGGAUCUUAUUCAGUACCCACAUAGCGCUGAGUCUGUGGAACUGUUUCGCGUCAUAGAUCCCACAAUGGCAAGGUUUUCCCAGAAUGUUUUCCGUCCUUGCCCCCCCUGCAAAAAGCUGUGUCUCCUUCUUGAGAAGGCAUGCGAGCUAAAUCAAUACACGACUAUGGCGAGGAUUGUCGACAGACGCAUAUUUGACGCCAUGAUCGACGAUUGGGAUCCGAUUUUCCCAUAUUGUCAAUGGGAAGAUAUUUCGCCAAUUGGCGCAUUGGACUGUGUACGACCAUCCGAUAUUACAUUAUAA
Molecule: messenger RNA, 1533 nt
Organism: Exophiala bonariae
Lineage: Eukaryota; Fungi; Ascomycota; Eurotiomycetes; Chaetothyriales; Herpotrichiellaceae
Exons: 1
Coding region: 1-1533 (510 amino acids)
Biological process (GO): DNA-templated transcription
Molecular function (GO): DNA binding; zinc ion binding
Source: RefSeq, a predicted model, not a curated record